AUGGCUUGGCCGAUCAUUGGAGGAGUCACUGAACGACCCAACCACCAAUCCAACCACCCACCCAACCACCCACACAACCACCCACCCAACCACCCAACCACCCACCCAACCAACCACCCAACCAACCACCCAACCAACCAUCCAACCACCCAACCAUCCAACCAUCCAACCACCCACCCAACCACCCACCCAACCACCCAACCACCCAACCACCCACCCAACCAACCACCCAACCAACCAUCCAACUACCCAACCAUCCAACCACCCAACCAUCCAACCAACCACCCAGCCAUCCAACCACCCACCCAACCACCCACCCAUCCAACCAACCACCCAGCCAUCCAACCACCCAGCCAUCCAACCACCCAGCCAUCCAACCAACCACCCAGCCAUCCAACCACCCAGCCAUCCAACCAACCACCCAUCCAACCAACCACCCAGCCAUCCAACCACCCAGCCAUCCAACCACCCAUCCAACCACCCACCCAGCCACCCACCCAACCACCCAAGGCUACGGCAAUGGGCCAUUUACAUUAA
Molecule: messenger RNA, 537 nt
Organism: Macrosteles quadrilineatus (aster leafhopper)
Lineage: Eukaryota; Metazoa; Arthropoda; Insecta; Hemiptera; Cicadellidae
Exons: 2
Coding region: 1-537 (178 amino acids)
Source: RefSeq, a predicted model, not a curated record